This is a messenger RNA of Nannospalax galili (Upper Galilee mountains blind mole rat), 3489 nucleotides long. It is a transcript of the gene Tpo, whose product is annotated as thyroid peroxidase. The coding region runs from base 1 to 2949 and encodes 982 amino acids. The record is from RefSeq and is a predicted model, not a curated record. Gene Ontology annotation, biological process: response to oxidative stress; thyroid hormone generation. NCBI's taxonomy places the organism in Eukaryota, Metazoa, Chordata, Mammalia, Rodentia, Spalacidae. Gene Ontology annotation, cellular component: membrane. The transcript is spliced from 17 exons. Gene Ontology annotation, molecular function: heme binding; calcium ion binding; iodide peroxidase activity.
AUGAGGGCACUUACAGCCCUGGCUGUCGCACUGGUGGUAAUGGGAACUGGAAUUUUCUUCCCUUUCAUCUGGAGAAGCAGAGAAUUCUUGAAGGGUUCUGUCUGGCAGCAGACUGAGAAGCAAAGGGCAAAUAAUGACUUAAUGAAGACGCCACUAUUGGGCAGCACUCUCCACUUGUCAGAGACCCAGGGGACUGAGAAGGACAUAAAUCUGAUACAUGGCUCUCCUCAGUUCCUCAUAAAGAAUGCUGAGCAAGCAAAAUGUUCCCAAAAUGGACUGCAGCAGCUGGGGAUCACCCCAGCUGACUGGGCAACUGACACAAACACCUCACCAGGCCUUCAAGACCUGAGCAUGGGGCAGGCUGGAAACCUCAAGAAAAGAGAAGUCUCUUCCCCAACCCAGCUUCUGUCUUUGGCCAAGCUUCCUGAGCCCACCAGCCGGGCUGUUUCGCAAGCAGCAGAAAUCAUGGAAACAUCAAUACAAACCAUGAAAUGUGAAAAAUUACAGCUCCCCACCGAUGCCCUUUCAGCAGACCUCCUGGGCACAAUUGCCAACCUUUCAGGAUGCCUGCCUUUCAUGCUGCCACCAAAAUGCCCAGACACCUGCUUGGCAAAUAAAUACCGACUCAUCACGGGGGCUUGCAACAACAGAGAUCACCCCAGAUGGGGCGCCUCUAACACAGCCUUGGCAAGAUGGCUGCCUCCUGUCUACGAGGACGGCUUCAGUCAGCCGAGAGGCUGGAACCCCAACUUCCUAUACCAUGGCUUCCCACUGCCCUCGGUACGGGAGGUGACAAGGCAAAUCAUUCAAGUUUCAAAUGAGGCUGUGACAGAAGACGACCAGUACUCUGACUUCCUGACAGUCUGGGGACAGUAUAUUGAUCACGACAUUGCUCUCACGCCACAGAGCACCAGCACUGCUGCCUUCUGGGGAGGCGUCGACUGCCAGCUGACCUGUGAGAACCAGAACCCAUGCUUCCCCAUUCAGCUUCCUGGGAACUCCUCGAGGACCACGUGCCUGCCCUUCUACCGCUCCUCUGCUGCCUGUGGCACCGGGGACCACAGCGCGCUCUUCGGUAACCUGUCUGUGGCCAAUCCACGGCAGCAGAUGAACAGCUUGACCUCCUUUCUGGAUGCAUCCACGGUGUACGGCAGCUCCCCCGCUUCUGAGAAGAUGCUGCGCAACUGGAGCAGCGCGGAGGGGCAGCUCCGAGUCAACACGCAGCACCGCGAUGCCGACCGCGCCUACCUGCCCUUCAUGCCUCUGCGCGCGACCACCUCCUGCGCGCCGGAUCCCCGCACCACGAUGGCCCACAGCACCCCCUGCUUCCUGGCUGGCGAUGGCCGCGCCAGCGAGGUCCCCUCCCUGGCCGCCGUGCACACGCUGUGGCUGCGUGAGCACAACCGUCUGGCCGCAGCGUUCAAGGCCCUCAACGCGCACUGGAGCGCAGACACCGCUUACCAAGAGGCUCGUAAGGUGGUGGGCGCCUUACACCAGAUCAUCACCAUGCGGGAUUACAUCCCUAGGAUCCUGGGUCCCGAAGCCUUCAGGCAGUACGUGGGCCCCUAUGAAGGCUAUGACCCCACUGUGAACCCCACUGUGUCCAACAUCUUCUCCACGGCUGCCUUCCGCUUUGGCCAUGCCACUGUCCACCCUCUGGUAAGACGGCUGGACACUAACUUCCAGGACCACACAGGCUUCCCCAGGCUGCAACUGCAUGAUGUUUUCUUCAGGCCUUGGAGGCUCAUCCAGGAAGGUGGUUUGGAUCCAAUAGUCAGAGGACUUCUGGCAAGACCAGCCAAACUGCAGGUUCAGGAGCAGCUGAUGAAUGAGGAGCUGACCGAGAAGCUCUUUGUGUUGUCCAGUGCAGGCACCUUGGAUCUGGCCUCACUAAACCUACAGCGGGGCCGGGACCAUGGCCUGCCAGGCUACAAUGAAUGGAGAGAAUUCUGUGGCUUAUCACGCCUGGAGACCCUGGCUGAGCUGAGCAGGGCCAUCACCAACAAAAGCAUGGUCAACAAGAUCAUGGACUUAUACAAGCAUCCAGACAACAUCGACGUCUGGCUCGGCGGCCUGGUUGAAAACUUCCUGCCGAGGGCUCGCACUGGUGCCCUGUUCGCAUGCAUCAUUGGGAAGCAGAUGAAGGCCCUGAGGGAUGGGGACAGGUUUUGGUGGGAGCACAGUCAUGUCUUCACAGACGCUCAAAGGCGGGAGCUGGGAAAGCAUUCACUAUCUCGGGUCAUCUGUGACAACACCGGCCUCACCAGGGUACCUGUGGACGCCUUCCUUGUUGGGACAUUCCCCCAAGACUUUGAGCCCUGUGAGGAUAUCCCUAGCAUGGACCUCGAAGUGUGGAGGGAAGCCUUUCCACAAGAUGACAAGUGUGGCUUCCCAGACAAGGUGGACAAUGGGGACUUUGUAUACUGCGAAGAGUCUGGGAAUCGAGUACUGGUGUAUUCCUGUCGCCAUGGAUACGAGCUGCAAGGGCAGGAGCAGGUCACAUGCACCCAGAAUGGAUGGGACUCCCAGCUCCCUGUCUGUAAAGAUGUUGAUGAGUGUGCGGAUCUGACACACCCACCCUGCCACCCCUCUGCAAAGUGCAAGAACACCAAGGGCAGCUUCCAGUGUGUGUGUACAGACCCCUAUGCACUAGGUGAGGAUGGAAGGACCUGCAUAGACUCUGGCAGACUCCCUCGGGCAUCCUGGGUCUCCAUUGCACUGGGUGCAAUUCUUGUCGGUGGCUUGGCAAGUCUCACCUGGACCAUGAUUUGCAGGUGGACACGUUCUGAUAGGAAAUCCAUGCUGUCAAUUACUGAGAGAGAUACAAGAGAGAUGGCCCAGUCGGGGUGCAGAAAGAGUCAAGAGAAGGGGAUUUCACCACACAGAGUGGCAGCUCAGGACACCAAGCAGGAACCUGCCUGUGGGUCCCGGGUCCUCCUGUGCGAUUAAGAUCUUCACUGCUUCAGAGUCAGGCACCGACACAGUGCACACUGGGGUCAGAAGCUUGAGAAAGCAGCAUGGUUAAUCCUGUCAACAGUUCUUGGUUACAGUAGCCCCUAGGUCACAUGAGUGUCUUAUAUACAAUGUGUGUUUUGAGGAAGCAGGUCAAGCCAGGCUUGCUAAUGUCUCUCCUACAUAUCACAGGGAAUGGAUGAGUGAGUGAAAAGCCAGGAGACUCACUCCUGUCUGAGAGACCUGAUUGAGAGGAACUGGAGCAGUCUGUUCAUUCUGAAUCACUGAGAUUGUUUUCUAAAUAUAUUCAACUCUCCUGUUAUGUUCCAGUUGCUACAAAGCACAGAUGUGACAGACUUACCCUGGUCUGGCCUUUUCUUGUGAACAAUCCAGAUAUCUUUCUCCUGGGGGUGUGUUAAAAUACAUUUAUAUGUUAUGCAUAUUUAUUAGCCGCUGCAAGAUUAUUUUCACCAUAAUCAUCUUGGUUUUUUCUAUAUUUUUAUUUUCUGUGUUUGAGUGUUAUGCUGCAUGUAUGUA